CAAUAUUUGCCUCAGUUGACAAGUAAAUCCUCCAACUUUGAAUAUGCACAUCUGGACGUACAUCUUAACUUGUCUUCACUGUUUCAGUUGAACACUCCAACUUACAAAAUAAUUUAUAUAUAUAUAUAUAUCCAAAUUUUGCCUCAGUUGGGAAGUAAAAACUCCAACUUUGAAUAUGCACAUUUAGACGUAUACCUUAGCUUAUUUUCAUGAUUUCAGUUAAACACUUCAACUUACAACGUAAUACAUAUAUAGAUAUUCAAACUUGGCUUAACUGACAAGUAAAUACUCCAACUUUAAAUAUGUACAUCAAGACGUACAUCCUAAUUUAUAUCUAGGAUGUCAGUUGAACACUCCAACUUACCAUUAAUACACAUAUAGUCAUUCAAAGCCUUUUCUUGUUUGAUUAACAGGUAAAAAUCAUGGAGGUUUGCAAGGGUCAAGGCUUUGUGUAUGGGAUUGUAUCAGAGAAGGGGAAGUUGGUGAGUGGCUGUUCAGAUAGUUUACAACAAUGGUGGAUGGAGAAAGUAAGAUUUGACCAAAAUGCCCCUAUUGCCAUUGCUAAAUCCUUGCCCAAAUUAGUAGAGGAGGAGAACAUGUUGGAUCCUAAUGCCUCAUUUAUGUGUCUUCUUGAAGAAUUGCAAGACACUACUUUAAGCUCAAUACUUUCAGCUCUAAUGCAACAUUGUAUCCCUCCACAAAGGAGGUUCCCUUUGGAUAGAGGUUUAGCCCCACCUUGGUGGCCAACAGGGAAUGAACUUUGGUGGGGUGAUCAAGGGCUGUCCCAAGAACAAGGUCCACCACCUUAUAGGAAGCCCCAUGGUUUGAAGAAGGCAUGGAAAGUAAGUGUUUUAGCUGCAAUUAUCAAACACAUGUGUCCUAAUUUAGGGAGGAUGAGGAGAUUGGUGAAUCAAUCCAAGAACUUACAAAACAAGAUGACAGCCAAAGAAACAUCAACUUGGUCUAAAGUUGUUAACCAAGAAGAAGCCCUUCUCAAGUUGACUAGGUCUCUCAAGAUUUCAACAUCCAAAGUAGAAGUAAACAAGGAUAAAGAAGAUCAAUUAGAUUUUACUUUUGUUCCUAAAAUGUUGACAAAAGAUGACAAGGGGAAGUCCAUUAUCUUUGAUGAUGACGUUAGUAUGGAGGACGUAGUGUAUGCAUCCCAAAACAUGAAUUGUCCACAAAGUGUAUUAGGCUUGGGAUUUGUGGACAAGAAUUUAAGAAUUGAACAUGAGUCAAGUUGCUCUUAUGGUAAAGUUGAAAGUGAUAUCAAAAUAACCAAGAAAGUGCCUAUGACAACUUCUCUAGCUUGAUUGGAGAAACAAAAAAGCCACAAGAAGAAAUGGAAAAUCACUAUCCAACAAGACAUCAUGCACAAAUAUUAAAGAGUUGAAUUAUGUAAUGCAACAACUAAUAAGAACUUGAAAUACUCAUCAAAUGAAACUUCAUCACAAGAUGUUCUAAAUCAUGAAGUUGCAAAUUUCUCUAUGGGAUUUGAAUUGUUGAUGAGAGAGAUCAUGUCAUCUAAUUUCAUCGCGUUUCUUUGGUUAAUUAUCAAUCUAUAUUUCUUUUUCGAUAAAUAAAGCUAUGAACAUAAAUAAAAAAAUAAUGUGAGAUAUUUUUCGUUUUUUUUCCUUGUUCAUGCUAUUUUUCUUUUUAUUUUACAUAAUUACUAAUUAGCUCGUCUAGUCUAAAUGUCGAAGCAUAAGAAUUCCUCUUCUUGCAAGAUAUGUGUAUGAUCUAUCCUUGGGGAUAAAAUAAAAAUGAAAAGACUUCACUUUUCUUACAUAAAAAAUAUAACAUUUUAUAAAAUCUAAUAAAGAGUAUAUACAUGAGAUUUAAGCUGCUCUUAGAUAAAUACAUAUAUACUUUUUUCUUUUUUUUUUCUUUUUUUGCUUUCUCUAACCUUUUUUGUUAUAUUAUUUAUAUACAACAAAGGCAUAUACCUAUGUAUGUACUAGCUAGACAAUUCUCAAUAGUUUAGAGAUGAUUUUACAUAUGAGGAGAAUGUUAAAAGGGAUAAUUUAGAUACUAAACUUAGUUGCUUAAAAGUUAAGCAAUAUUAUUAAUGAUCACUUCAUCCAAUGUCCAUAAGUUUGCAAAAAUGAUGACCUCUUAACAAAAACAAAAUGAGUACUAUAGGCCCCCUCUAUUAAUUUAUACUAAGAUUUAGGCCUCGUUUGUUUUCAUUAAAAUUAAGAGGUCUGAAUCUGAAUACAUAUUUGAAUAUUAAGAUUUGUAUUAAGAUCUGGGUAUUUUGAUCUGAAUACACAUAUGGAUAUUAAGAUGUGGUCUCUAAUUCUGAACACGGUUUUUGAAUGAGAAAAUAAUAUGCCGAAUCAUGACUAUUAAAACUUUUAAAACUUUUUUUUUAAUGAAAAAUAGUACUCCAAAUCAAUAAAUAAUUAAUGUUGUUAAAGUUUUAAUAAUCAUGAUUUGAAGUACUAUUUUUUCAUUCAAAAACCUUGAUAAAUAACAAUACACCAAAAAUAUUAUUAUUAUGAGACAAAAAGGCAUGCCCAAAACAGAAAAACUAUGAUUUAUUAUUUUUAUUAUUUAAUAACUUAUUAAAUGAGUUUGAAUGUCGUUA
Solanum pennellii is the source of this 2590-nucleotide messenger RNA. Its product is annotated as putative ETHYLENE INSENSITIVE 3-like 4 protein. Gene Ontology annotation, cellular component: nucleus. Lineage: Eukaryota; Viridiplantae; Streptophyta; Magnoliopsida; Solanales; Solanaceae. The transcript is spliced from 2 exons. The record is from RefSeq and is a predicted model, not a curated record. Bases 423 to 1313 code for a protein of 296 amino acids. Gene Ontology annotation, molecular function: DNA binding; DNA-binding transcription factor activity.